CUCUGGCUAAAAGCGAGUGAAGAAGGACGGGAGAGGCAGAGGGGGAGAAGUUCAAGUGUGGGUUUUCUCCUUGAGCCUAGAAGAUUAUGGGUCAGGAGCUAUGUGCAAAGACGCGACAGCCUGGAUGCAGCUGCUAUCGUCGUUCGGAGGGAGGCGAGGCUCACAGCUGUCAAAGGACUCAGCCGGUGACGAUGGAGGCUGCGGUUGAGCUAACAGACCUAAAAGAAGCAUCAUGUUCCGUGACUUCAUUUCACCCCAGGGGACAUCAGACAGUCCGUGUCCGGAAGGUUAAGAGUAAAAGGCCACGGAGUAACAGUGAUUCUUUUCAGGAAGAGGAUCUGAAGCAGAGUUUUCAGUGGAGGAAGAGUUUCCCUUUUGGAGCAGCCUCGUCUUACCUGAAUUUGGAGAAGCUGGGUGAAGGUUCUUAUGCUACAGUUUACAAGGGGAUUAGCAGGAUAAAUGGACAGCUAGUGGCUUUAAAAGUCAUCAGCAUGAAUGCAGAGGAAGGCGUCCCAUUCACAGCUAUCCGGGAAGCUUCUCUCCUGAAGGGUUUGAAGCAUGCCAACAUUGUGCUCCUGCAUGACAUAAUCCACACCAAAGAGACACUGACAUUCGUUUUUGAGUACAUGCACACAGAUCUGGCCCAGUAUAUGUCUCAGCAUCCAGGAGGGCUUCACCCUCACAAUGUCAGGCUUUUCAUGUUUCAACUUUUGCGGGGCCUGGCAUACAUCCACCACCAACACGUUCUUCACAGGGACCUGAAACCUCAGAACUUACUCAUCAGUCACCUGGGAGAGCUCAAACUGGCUGAUUUUGGUCUUGCUCGGGCCAAGUCCAUUCCCAGCCAGACAUAUUCUUCUGAAGUUGUAACCCUCUGGUACCGCCCUCCAGAUGCCUUGUUGGGAGCCACUGAAUAUUCUUCAGAGCUGGACAUAUGGGGAGCAGGCUGCAUCUUUAUUGAAAUGUUCCAGGGUCAACCUUUGUUUCCCGGGGUUUCCAAUAUCCUUGAACAACUGGAGAAGAUCUGGGAGGUGUUGGGACUCCCUACAGAGGACACUUGGCCUGGAGUCUCCAAGCUACCUAACUACAAUCCAGAAUGGUUCCCACCGCCUAAGCCCCAAAGCCUUCAGAUGGUCUGGAACAGGUUGGGCAGGGUUCCUGAAGCUGAAGACUUGGCAUCCCAGAUGCUAAAAGGAUUUCCCAGAGCUCGGGUGUCUGCCCAAGAAGCACUUGUUCAUGAUUAUUUCAGUGCCCUGCCAUCUCAGCUGCACCAGCUUCCGAAGGUUUCAGGAGUGAGACUAAAGCCAGAAAUGUGUGACCUUUUGGCCUCCUACCGGAAAGGUCACCACCCAGCCCGGGUUAGCAAAUGCUGGUGAAAAGAAAGAGAGAGAUUCCCCAGGAUCAUUCCAGG
Messenger RNA from Elephantulus edwardii (Cape elephant shrew), 1411 nucleotides. It is a transcript of the gene CDK15, whose product is annotated as cyclin-dependent kinase 15. The record is from RefSeq and is a predicted model, not a curated record. Gene Ontology annotation, cellular component: cytoplasm; nucleus; cytosol. Bases 87 to 1376 code for a protein of 429 amino acids. NCBI's taxonomy places the organism in Eukaryota, Metazoa, Chordata, Mammalia, Macroscelidea, Macroscelididae. Gene Ontology annotation, biological process: protein phosphorylation. The transcript is spliced from 13 exons. Gene Ontology annotation, molecular function: ATP binding; cyclin-dependent protein serine/threonine kinase activity; cyclin binding.